AUGUGGCAGCAAUGGAAAUGUACAUUUCUAGCUAUUGCUGACAAACAUGCCCCACUGAAAACGAUGCGUGUUCGUUCACGGAGUUCUCCAUGGAUUACCUCUGAAUUGAAAGACUCUAUGUAUAAUAGAGACAUAUUAAAAAUCAAAGCUAGCAAGACAAAUGAUCUUAACGAUUGGGCAUUAUUUAAGAAACAAAGAAAUAUAACCAAUGAGCAAAUACGCUCAGCUAAGCUAGUUUAUUACCAAAAUAGAUUUAAUAAGCACACCAGCGACUCCCGAAAUACCUGGCAGACUAUAAACGAGCUAACCUCUCGAAAAUCUGGGAAAAAGUCAGUAGCGUCACUAAAAGUGAACGGAUUAACGAUAACUAAUCUGUUGGAGCUAUCAAACGAAUUCAAUAACCACUUUGCUAAUAUUGGUCCAAAACUUGCCAGUGAGAUAAAUUGCGAUAGUGGUAGCUAUCAAAGAUAUCUUACCGCUACAGAUAAACGGUUUAAGCUCCAACCCACCAAUCCAAAUAAAGUAUUUUCACUUUUAAAUAACCUAGACAAGUCAAAGGCAACGGGCCUUGACAAAAUAUCUGCUAGGUUGGUCAGGGAAUGUGCUGAUCUUAUUUGUGUGCCGAUAUGUGAUAUUUUCAAUCAAUCUAUUAACCAAGGGACGUUCCCAGAUGACUGGAAAUAUGCAAGGGUUUCUCCUCUUUAUAAACAGGGUGACCGCGGUGAUGUAAACAAUUACCGCCCAAUAUCGGUGAUUCCAAUAGUGGCGAAGGCGUUUGAAAGGAUAGUUUACUGA
Pocillopora verrucosa is the source of this 795-nucleotide messenger RNA. NCBI's taxonomy places the organism in Eukaryota, Metazoa, Cnidaria, Anthozoa, Scleractinia, Pocilloporidae. The record is from RefSeq and is a predicted model, not a curated record.